AUGAAAGAAAAGAGUGCAAUCAAUGAAUUGACGAAGUUAGAAGAGUUCGUUGAAACGCGAAAUGAUUGGUACACAAAAGAAGUAAAACAAAAGAAGAAAGGUGGAAAGAGAACUCCGAAAGUUCAAACUGAAGAAGGUUCAUCCUCUCAACUGCAAAAGAAGCGUAAAAAGAAAGCAGUUGAAACAAUGUUGGUUGAUGAACCGGAAGAAGAUGAAACAGAAGCUAACGUUGAAGAAGAUCAUGAACGUUUAUCUCCUGAAACUGAGCAAUUGAUGAAAUCUAUUGAUGAUACUUUAGAAGCUGAGAAAGCAGCUAGCAAGAAGGUAGUUGAUGAUGAUGAUAAAAGUUUAUCUGGUUCUGAAAAUGAUAUUGAUGCUGAAGUUGAUCGGUGGAUUAAAGAAAACUUUGAUCCAAGAGAGAGAGAGCAACAAAAGAAAAGAAAGAGGAGUACGGAUGACGAUGAUGAAACUUAUGUUCCUCCAGAAAAUGUUCAAGUUGUAUCACCACCAUCUUUUGGAGAGGAUAUAACUCUUGAAAAGCUUGAUGAUUUUAGCUUCGUAAAUGAUGAUCUUGUGAAGAAGUUACAAAAGAAGGUAGAUGAAGUGUCAAGUGAGAAAAAGAAGUUGGAAAAAUGUGUGAAGGCUGUUGAAUCUGAAAAUUCAUCUUUGUUGAAGAAAGUUGAAGCUUAUCGAUUUGAUAUAUAUAUUCUGAAAGUUCGCAUAGCUGUUUUGGAAGAAGAAAAGGCUCGUAGGGAUGAGCAGAAUGAAUAUUUCAAGUUGAAAAAUAAAGAAUUGUAG
Messenger RNA from Helianthus annuus (common sunflower), 798 nucleotides. RefSeq names its product rRNA-processing protein EBP2-like. The transcript is spliced from 2 exons. NCBI's taxonomy places the organism in Eukaryota, Viridiplantae, Streptophyta, Magnoliopsida, Asterales, Asteraceae. The record is from RefSeq and is a predicted model, not a curated record. The coding region runs from base 1 to 798 and encodes 265 amino acids.